Molecule: messenger RNA, 675 nt
Organism: Colletotrichum paranaense
Lineage: Eukaryota; Fungi; Ascomycota; Sordariomycetes; Glomerellales; Glomerellaceae
Exons: 1
Source: RefSeq, a predicted model, not a curated record
CAAACAGACAGGAAAUACCAACAUCGCACAGCGCGGCAUCAUUUCGGAGCCACCUCUCAGGUAGAUGCGAAGAACUCUGUCCAGGUUCACAGACACAGCGACACAUCGAUAUCUCGUCACAAAAACUCCACAGAGGCCUUGGAACAGUCGUACUCGACUCUCUCUAGAUCCACAGCUUUCAGUGGGAGUGACAUUCUGUCAGGGGGCACUCAGUACACCCUCUCCAGCAGCAAUCAAUGCUCCUCUCGUGUAAACUACCCCCUCAGCCCGAAUGGGUAUCUUGUAGACUCAGGCUACGAGACAGCAAAGUGCAAAGCCUCAAAGUCCAAUGACAUUGAUGAACAACUUCAGAAUUGUAGAGACCCGUUGCCUCGAUAUCAGCCAUCUGAGGAAGGAGAAGUGGAGGAUGACUGGACUUUUGUCCACAAUGUAACCGACAUGGAUCUGGAAUCAGGUUCGCAAAGUCAGAGAUUUCCGUCGUCUAGCGGAACUCUUUCUAGAAGAACAGGCAAUAAGGCGGAACUUUGCUUCGAUGAGAACGGCAGCGCGGCAUUGAAGGAUUUCAUGGCAGAUCCGUCGCACAAGUUCUGGACUUGGAGCCAGGACGAGGAAUUAUGGUAUCACGAAGAUCCGAAGACAGGGAGCAAAAUCUGGUGCCCGAAGGAAUUGGACUAG